Messenger RNA from Lineus longissimus, 1941 nucleotides. RefSeq lists its product as uncharacterized. Lineage: Eukaryota; Metazoa; Nemertea; Pilidiophora; Heteronemertea; Lineidae. The transcript has 4 exons. Bases 24 to 1919 code for a protein of 631 amino acids. The record is from RefSeq and is a predicted model, not a curated record.
UAUUCCUCUCUUGGACAAUAUCGAUGAACUCUGUUGAUCAUAAGCAACCUCCGCCGGGGGAAGGUGGGAAACCUACCGUGAUUAAGAUUAGCUUUACCGGAGAGAACGCCGAAGUGAAAGUGGACAUGGAUGAACAUCACGUUGGCCACGGAGGCCACGGGGGAGAACUUGACAACACCAUCAAGGAGAACCAUGACAUCCUUCUAAACACCCUGGAGGUCAAUAGUGCGUUCCUCAUCGCCCUCUGUUCAGAAGGACUGCUUGAUUUAUCGGAAGCUUACAGAAUACAGAAAUCGGGUGACCAGGUGAAGGACUUGCUGAGGCUCUUGGAGGAGAAGAACGACCGGGGAGCAGUUGGUCACUUCCUACGAGCUCUGGAGAAAUCAGGCCAGUUGGACUUAACGAUACGCCUCACAAGCUACGACAGGGAAAUGCGAUAUGUAGGGAAAUGGCACUCAAAAUUGGCAUGUGAAAUCGAGGCCUUUAUCGAUCGUCUGGUUACUCAAGAAAGACGCCUCGGCAUGAAGAGCGACCCCCGAAAACUUAAGCUAGAUGAACCGGAUGCGAGAGAUACUCUCUCACUCUUACGAAGUGCGAAGUCGUUGCUAAUGGAGACGUGUACUCAGAUUGGGCGCUCGUCCGCUGUUCUCAGUAAACUUCAGCAUGACCGCUCAACUGUCACGACGAAGGCCACGGACAAUCUCGCGAGACUUCAAGAGUGUGAGGGCCUCUUCAGGGCGGCGUUCCCUGAGGAGGCCCGGCGGGUAGGGCGGAGUAAAGCCCUAAUGAAACUGAAUGACGAGAGUGAUAGGAUAAUGAGGUCGGUCCGUGAUAUCGUCAAGGAAUGCCAGAAUAGCUAUGAGAAGCAGAGACAUCUUACGGCGGACUGCAGCAUGACGAUUGAGCGGCUCAGCCACUUGGUCAAGAAUAGGGUUUCCGCCAUCGAGAAGACGAGCGUGUCUGUGUCGCCAAAACCGACGCCGAGGUCUCUCGCUGAUACGCCGAGGAAAAACAUCCAUAGGCACUCACAGGAAGGUGUAGGAUACCUGCUGGAGGAGCUAGACUCUCUGGAGAAGGAACUACAGAAAUACAUGACGCAAGAGAAAUCUACUCUGCAUAAACUCAAUGCUAUGAACUUACAACUCAGACUUACGAAAAUUCAUCUUGACCCCGAGGACAAAGAUUUGAAAGCGUUGGAGAAGGAGGUCAAUGCAGCGAACAAGCAGAGUACUUUGGUGAUAAUACGAACUUUGAUGGCACGGGUCCAUAAGGAGAAACGGGAGGCGCUGGCGUCCCUUGCAGAAAUAGAGAAACUCGUGGACGGCAGGAUUGCUUUGAUUGAAAAGCGGGAAGGAAAAACCUCGCCUGCCGCCUCCCCGAAGCAGAAGAAAGACCAGACCCAUCAUGGGGACAAGGAUAACCUUCCAUGGCGGGCGAAGCAUGUCCUUGAGAAGGUCAAGGCAUAUUCGGAUGUGGAGAAAGGCAUUUCGACGCAACACCUCGCGGACUUCGCGAAGAAAAGACGAGCGUUGACGGACGAGAUGACAGCCAUGCAGAAUGACAUCGAACUACUGGAAGAGAUGGCGAAGCGCUUCGAAGGGGAGAAAGAGAAGUACAAGAGGCUUUACGAUACGGAGAGGGUAAUAAAACACAAGGAUACAAGCAAGAAGAAAGAGGAUUCGAAGGUGUCCUCAAGGGGUCAGCGGAGGGUGAGACCUGUCUGGAAUUCUCACCUCUCUCUCGAGCAGAAGGAUCAGCAUCACAGGCGCCCCCUGCCGGCGACUUUCAACCAGUAUCUCUCCGAGAAAGGUCAACUCAAGCAUGAAUCGAGAUCUUCGUGGGAGAAACCAAUGAAUGGACAACCCGAGAAAAAGGUGGAGAAAAGCGAUAAGAAACCAAAUAAAUGUGCGACAAGUUAAAUGUUGACAACACUGCGUCAAA